AUGUAUGGUCCGGGAAUCAAGUUCCUUAUCGAUCUCUCGGCAAGGCUAUCGAACUUCCGCUUUCUGAAAAGAAAGUCACUAGCGCUUGGUGCUCUAGCCCGACGUGGUUCCACAAUGGAAGGCACUAUAACCAACCUCCUCCCGAACUUCCAACAACAUCGAAAAUCCAUCGCGGUAGGUUCGCUCGGUAGACGAGGUUCCGCUAUGGAAGGAGCUGGAGAGAUACUGCCAAUGAAAAGAGGAAGUGUGGUCGUGGCGCCCCAUUCCCAUCGAAGGCAGUCGGGUGUCGCGGUCGCAGCCGGUUCCUCGGUUCGACGUCUGAGCGUUCAGCCAAACGACGAUGCUGUGCAUCUCUUUAUUCGAGAUAAACGUGAAGACAUGUUCCUGUUCACCAUCACAACGCUCCAAUUUUGUGGUAUUACCGAUGAUCUGUAUCUCAUUAUUUCCGAACUCAACUGUAUCAAAUCGGCUUUUGAUGCUGAAGAUGCAUUACAGAUGUGGGCGGGGCGCGAAGUGGUGGGGCCUCACUCAUUUCAGUGUAGCCUUUUGACCGGUUCACCCAACAUGAACCUUCAAGUCGGUAGUGAAGUUGAGAAAAAAUGGAAAAACAAUGAAAGUUGUCCUGGUAAGGAAAAGGGCAGCAGUUUGAGCUGGCACUCAAGUAAAAGGUGA
Messenger RNA from Haemonchus placei, 672 nucleotides. The record is from the annotation of a GenBank genome assembly. NCBI's taxonomy places the organism in Eukaryota, Metazoa, Nematoda, Chromadorea, Rhabditida, Trichostrongylidae.